Scheffersomyces amazonensis is the source of this 685-nucleotide messenger RNA. It is a transcript of the gene MCI4, whose product is annotated as Mci4p. NCBI's taxonomy places the organism in Eukaryota, Fungi, Ascomycota, Pichiomycetes, Serinales, Debaryomycetaceae. The record is from RefSeq and is a predicted model, not a curated record. The transcript has a single exon. Gene Ontology annotation, biological process: respiratory electron transport chain. The coding region runs from base 130 to 534 and encodes 134 amino acids.
AUUGAUAUUUUCCUGUAUAUAAGCCCAGGUUUAUCGUUUUUCAUCCAACCACAGGAUGAGAAAAAUACUUUACCAAUAUUCCAGUCAAGUACCGAUCAAUAGUUAAGUUUCAAACCUAUACAUAGAAUAAUGAGAUUUACUAGGGUAUUAAGACAAGCUGAAGAAGUUUUAGUUAAGGCUGCUUCUGGUUAUCCAACUGGGUUAACCGGAUUAUAUCAACAUCCAAAUCCAAGACCAGCAUUAAUUUCAUUAUAUAAACAUACUUUAACAGUAUUAGAAACAAAAUUUCCAAAAGAAUCUGUAUAUAGACAAUCUGUUGAAGCAUUAACUAAGAAUAGAUUAAAGAUAGUAGAAGAAGAAGAAAUUACUGAAAAUAUUGAAAAUAAAAUUGGUGGAGGAUUAAUUGAAGAAGUUGUUAUUCAAGCUCAUGAAGAAUUAACUUUAGCUAAUGAAUUAGCACAUUUAAAAGUAUGGGAAGAAUUAGAAGAAAAACCUUUAGAUGAUCAAUGGAUCUAUUUUGGUAAGAAGGUUUAAAAUCUUUCAAAUGAUUGUAUAAUAGAAAUUCAUCUCCCCUACCCACUAAAUUCAUCUCCUUACCCCUAUGCAUAGUAUUCUGUUAUAAAAAUUAUCAGAGCUACCUAACUAGUUUUAUUUCUUAUAGUUUAAAUAUAUUUAAUUUUUAGAU